AGACUCAAAUGGUUUAUGAGUCUAGUCAACUUGAAAUGAAGCCCACAUAUCAUGAUUUUGUACGAUCUUGGCAAGAACCUAAAGACAUUGAUUUCAUGACUAGCCAAGCGGUUCGGGUCAGAUCGUGCGCAUUCCUGUUUUUCUCGGCAUGGGCUUUACAAAAAGGGCAACUUUCGGCCGAGUUGUUAUGUCUGUAGUGACUACAAGCCAGUCUACAGCAACUUACGACUGUGCCGAAGUAGUACUUAAGACAACGUCCUGUCCCUUUGAAUUGUUGAGCCUCUCUUCACUGUGCUCUCAUCAAGUCAUUAAGUCUCUGCUACUUGCCUGUCGCACAACAACGCGAGAACCUCUUCAUAACCAAAUUCAAGACUCAACUUCGAAACUGACAACCGCUCAACAUGCGUGUCAUUGCUCUUGCUGCUGCUGCUCUGGCCUUCGCCAUGCCCAUUUCCGCCGGUGUUUGCGCGGCAUUUGGUGUCUGCUCCCAGAAUGGAUUGAUCAAAGAUUGUACUUCCGGAAGUUGUAUCGGCAAGGUCGGAGAGUCCUGCACUCAAUCCCUUGCAGGGCCUGUUCUUUGCCCUGUGUAGGGCGUUUGAGGAGAAGAGGGACCAUGAAAACUGUUCUCAGUAAGCCUGAGGGAUUUCGUGGUUCUAAUGCAGCAUCAUCACAAUGUUAGGACUGGCAAACAAAGAACGGUAGACCUAGUCGUCUAGACAUAUCCUUGUUACACUUGAUCUAUCUGACCUAUUACAACCUUUUGUAAGAAAAU
Molecule: messenger RNA, 772 nt
Organism: Colletotrichum godetiae
Lineage: Eukaryota; Fungi; Ascomycota; Sordariomycetes; Glomerellales; Glomerellaceae
Exons: 2
Coding region: 149-679 (176 amino acids)
Source: RefSeq, a predicted model, not a curated record